Messenger RNA from Arabidopsis arenosa, 4273 nucleotides. The record is from the annotation of a GenBank genome assembly. Lineage: Eukaryota; Viridiplantae; Streptophyta; Magnoliopsida; Brassicales; Brassicaceae.
AGGGGUAGAUUAGGAAUUUAACAAGAAGUGGUUCCUAAAUUGCAAAAGCAAAAGCCCUACAAAUACUUGGCACAGUUCCGGCGUCUGGCUUUUGGGAUUUAAUCCUUUCUCUUACGUUCUCGCUCUCUUCUCACGGUUCUCAUUCCUUUCAUUGCCUAACGAUUACCAUUCCCGCUAAGAAAGAUGUCUAAGUUCUUUGCUGCUCAGAGUGGAAGUGAUAGUGAAUAUGAGAGUGACGUCGAGGAAGAUUUGGACGACGUUCAAGAUACCAAUGUUGGUGGUGCCUCGCGUUACCUAGCAGGUGGCAGUGAUAGUGAAAACGAGGAUCUCCGUAAACGUGUUGUUCAGCCAGCCAAAGACAAGCGUUUUGAAGAGAUGGUUAGUACCGCAGAUCAGAUGAAGAAAGCCAUGAAUAUCAAUGACUGGGUUAGUCUACAAGAAAACUUUGAUAAGAUUAACAAGCAGUUGGAAAAAGUUAUGAGGGUUACAGAGGCUGUGAAGGCUCCAAUCUUGUACAUCAAAACCCUUGUGAUGUUGGAGGAUUUUCUAAGUGAAACUCUGACAAACAAGGAAGCAAAGAAAAAGAUGAGUACUAGCAACUCCAAGGCCUUGAAUUCAAUGAAACAGAGAUUGAAGAAGAACAACAAGCUGUAUGAAGAAGAGAUUAAUAAAUAUAGGGAGUCUCCAGAAACCGAGGAAGUGAAGGAAUCAGAGAAUGGAGAUACGGAAGAUGAAGACAGUGAUGUUGAGUUUAAGGAUGGUAUUAUUGUGGAUACUGAGUCUGAAGAGGAGGAAGAGAACGAUAAAGGUGAUCCCUCUUGGGAGAAGAUGCUAAGCAAGAAAGAUAAGCUUAUGGAGAAGUUGUAUAAUAAAGACCCUAAAGAGAUCACAUGGGACUGGGUCAACCAAAAGUUCAAAGAAGUUGUGGCUGCCCGUGGCAGGAAGGGAACUGCACGAUUUGAACUGGUUGAUCAGCUUACACACCUGACAAGGAUUGCCAAAACUCCAGCACAGAAACUUGAAAUCUUGUUUAGUGUUAUUUCUGCACAGUUUGAUGUGAAUCCUGGUCUCAGCGGACACAUGCCUAUCAAUGUCUGGAAGAAGUGUGUGAAUAACAUGCUUACAAUACUGGACAUUCUUGUCAAAUAUGAUAACAUCGUUGUUGAUGACACGGUUGAGCCUGAUGAGAAUGAAACUUCAAAACCAGAAGAUUUUGAAGGAAAAAUCCGGGUCUGGGGAAAUCUUGUUGCAUUCGUGGAGAGGAUAGACACUGAAUUUUUCAAGAGUUUGCAGUGCAUAGAUCCUCAUACACGUGAGUAUGUGGAGAGAUUGAGAGAUGAGCCGAUGUUCUUAGCUCUUGCUCUAAACAUCCAGGACUACUUUGAGCGGUCUGGUGACUAUAAAGCUGCUGCAAAGGUGGCCUUAAGACAAGUUGAGUUAAUUUACUACAAGCCUCAGGAAGUUUAUGAUGCCAUGAGGAAACUGGCUGAGCUGGUGGUGGAAGAAGAUGAAGAAGAAGAUAGUGAGGAGCCCAAAGAGGAAACUGGACCUCCUUCAUUCAUUGUUGUUCCAGAGGUUGUUCCUCGUAAGCCUACCUUCCCAGAGAGUAGUCGAGCUAUGAUGGAUGUUCUUGUCUCUCUUAUAUACAAAUAUGGAGAUGAACGAACUAAAGCCCGUGCGAUGUUAUGUGAUAUCUAUCACCAUGCUUUAGUAGACAACUUUGUGACUGCUAGGGAUUUAUUGCUGAUGAGUCAUCUGCAGGACAAUAUUCAACACAUGGACAUCUCAACCCAGAUCCUCUUUAAUAGGUCCAUGGCACAGCUUGGUCUCUGCGCAUUCCGGGUUGGAAUGAUUACAGAGGCUCACAGCUGCCUCUCUGAGUUGUACUCUGGUCAAAGGGUGCGGGAGUUACUUGCUCAAGGUGUCUCGCAAAGCCGCUACCAUGAGAAGACUCCCGAGCAGGAAAGAUUGGAGAGGAGACGACAGAUGCCAUAUCACAUGCACAUAAACCUUGAGCUUCUCGAAGCUGUUCAGCUCAUCUGUGCAAUGCUGCUAGAGGUCCCUAACAUGGCAGCCAAUUCUCACGAUGUCAAACGCAAGGUGAUUAGCAAGAAUUUCCGUCGCCUGCUCGAGAUCAGUGAGAGGCAAGCAUUCACUGCUCCUCCUGAGAACGUUCGUGACCAUGCCAUGGCAGCAACCCGAGCUCUGACUAAAGGAGACUUCCAAAAGGCUUUUGAAGUUGUGAAGUCUCUUGAUGUCUGGAAGCUGUUCAAGAAUCGGGAAACCAUCCUUGAUAUAGUGAAGGAUAGGAUCAAAGAAGAGGCUUUGAGGACUUACCUCUUCACAUACUCGGCCUCCUACGAGUCCCUAAGUCUAGAUCAGCUUGCCAAGAUGUUUGAUCUCUCUGAAAACCAAGUCCACAGCAUCGUGAGCAAGAUGAUGAUCAAUGAAGAACUCCAUGCAAGCUGGGACCAACCUACACGUUGCAUAAUCUUUCAUGAUGUCCAGCACACCAGGUUGCAAACCUUGGCUUUCCAGUUAACUGAGAAACUUGCUGUUCUUGCGGAGAGCAACGAAAGAGCAAUGGAGGCUAGGACUGGUGGUGGUGGUCUGGAUCUAAACUCAAGGAGAAGAGACAACAAUCAAGAAUAUGCAGGAGGAGCAGGUGGUGGAAAGUGGCAAGACAAUAUGUCUUACAAUCAAGGAAGACAAGGUUACAACGGGGGUGCUAGGUCUGGUUAUGGUGGUAACAGAUCAUCUGGACAUGCAAGAGACUGGUCAGGUCAAAACCGAGGGAGUGGUGGGUAUGCAGGAAGAGGUGGAACAGGGAACAGAGGAAUGCAGAUGGAUGGCACGAGCCGUAUGAAAAUCUACCAACUGUCUCAAAUUCUCUCUCCUCUUUCUUUGAAACGGGAAAGAGGGAGGGAAGAAGAUUCUAGAAAGAUCAAUGGAAGGCUCAGGGACAUGGCAAGAUCUCUCUUACAACCAUGGGUCACUCGUCAAGUCGUCGGUGGUGUUCCUCUCAUUCUCAGAAUCCAGAAAUGUCAGAAUGGAGUGUUGGAUGCUUUCUUCUCAGGGCUAUCAUGUGUUGUCUCUGUGCCCUUUUACACUGCUUUCUUGCCUUUGCUCUUCUGGAGUGGACAUGGUAGAUUGGCUAGGCAGAUGACUCUCUUGAUUGCAUUCUGUGAUUACUUGGGAAAUUGCAUUAAGGAUGUGGUAUCAGCUCCUAGGCCAAGCUGCCCACCGGUUAGAAGGAUUACUGCCACAAAAGAUGAGGAAGACAAUGCAAUGGAAUAUGGCUUGCCUUCUUCACAUACUCUUAACACUGUUUGUUUAUCCGGCUAUCUACUCCAUUAUGUGUUAUCCUCCUUGGAACACGAAAGUGUGUCUAUCCAAUACUAUGGAUUUGCCCUUGCUUGUUUGUUGGUAGCCCUAAUCGCCUUUGGAAGGAUCUACUUGGGUAUGCACAGUGUCGUCGAUAUCAUCAGUGGUCUUGCCAUAGGAGUUCUGAUUCUAGGUCUUUGGCUUACUGUCAACGAAAAAAUUGACGAUUUCAUUACAUCAAAACAGAACGUUAGCUCCUUCUGGACUGCGUUGAGUUUCUUAUUGCUCUUUGCUUAUCCGACCCCUGAGCACCCAACUCCUAGUUACGAGUACCACACUGCCUUCAACGGGGUUACCCUAGGGAUUGUUACCGGAGUGCAGCAAACGUACAGUCAAUUCCACCACGAAGCUGCUCCACGAAUCUUCUCACCAGAGCUCCCUAUUUCAUCCUACCUUGGUAGAGUCUUGGUGGGGAUACCGACAAUACUCUUAGUGAAGUUCUGCAGUAAAUCUCUUGCAAAAUGGACUUUACCAACAGUAUCCAACGCACUUGGGAUUCCAAUAAGAUCCAGCAUGUACAUUCCCAAGCUCAAGGUCGAUAAGGAGUAUGCAAGUGGGAAGAAGACAGACGAACCCAAGAACUCAGUUGGAUAUUUGCAGAAAAUAUGUGAGCUCUUGAGCCAGGACUCGUUUGAUAUUGAUACUGGUAUUAGGUUCUUCCAAUAUGCAGGCCUUGCCUGGUCUGUUGUUGAUCUUGUUCCUUCGCUAUUCUCUUAUGUUAACUUGUAGUAACAGUUCCUUUGUGUGAUUUUAUAAAAUCAAUGCCUGUACAUGACAUUUGUUCAUCAACUCGUAUCCACUUCACCAUACCCACAGUCCAUUGUUUUGGCUUUAAAGAACAUCAUUUCGUUUUAUAUUAUUAGGUUUCAAAUAAAGAGUGCAAAAAACA